AGUUGGAUCCAGUUGGAGUUGGAUUGGAUUGGAUGGACUCCGGGAGUUUGGGCUGUGUGUUUCUCGGUUGUGGCUGAGACUUUCCUGGAGUACACUGUAGGGCUGGGCAUCAGGGAGGCGGAUCCCUUUCAGCUGGGGAGGCGGUGACUGUGUCCCGGACCGGACUGUGCCGGUGCUGCAUACCGAGAGGUUGUUCCUGACCAUGUACACCAUUACCCGGGGACCCAGUAGGCUGGCUACACAGCGGAGGACGGGUCCAUCCCAGCAGAUCGAAGCCAAGUCCGGUUGUGACCUCAAGCUGAAACCGGUGGGGAGUUGCCCAGCUCCGAAGCUGGUGUUUAACCGAGUGAAUGGGAAGCGCUGUCCAACUCCAGGAAUUAUAGACACCCAGGAAGAGGAGCACACGCCGGCUCAUGAAGAGAAUGUCCAGUUUGUUUACGAAGCAUGGCAGCAGGUAGAAGAGCAGCUUGGAGCCAGCCAGGAGAAUGGGCAGCAUGCACAUGGGCCAGUGCAAUACGUGGAGAAAACACCAAGCCAAAACCUGAAGAGUAGGUGCCAGGGACUUUGUCCCGAUUGAUCUCGAAGAGUGGUGGGCAAAACAGUUCUUGGCCAAUAUCCAGAACUCCGCCUAAAUGUCCUCCUCUAGGGGAAGAGUGUCAGCAGCCAGUUAACACUUGGACUUCUUCAGAUCUCUCCCCAAUGUCUGUGAUUCGCACAUGAAGACAUUUUUUUUGUAAAACCUGGAUCAGUUGGAACUCUCAACAAGUGACCUCUCAGCUUCGACUGGAUGAAAUUCACUCACCUCUGAGCAAUAAAGCUGCAAGUCUGUGAGCAGGAACCCCAGAAAUGUAUUGCAUAAUAUUUCAGAAGAUACUUCUCCUUUUGUUUUGUUCUUAAUGAGUCAUAUUAUGCUCUGUCUGUGCCAGCACAUACCUGAUGACAUCCUGGAACAUCUAGGCCCAGGUUACAGCUGCACCCAACAUGUGGCUUGAGUGGAAUGGCGAGAAAAACACCAAAAACAAUUGUGCCUGGGGCACACUGGAUUCUGCGCAGGGCUUCCCCUCCCCCCUCACCCCCUCCAGAGGAGAAUAUAUCCUCCUGUCCACUGUGGCUGCUGUCUGUCUCGGAGACAAGUAUCCCCCCCCCCCCC
Molecule: messenger RNA, 1150 nt
Organism: Stegostoma tigrinum
Lineage: Eukaryota; Metazoa; Chordata; Chondrichthyes; Orectolobiformes; Stegostomatidae
Gene: mcrip2
Product: MAPK regulated corepressor interacting protein 2
Exons: 5
Coding region: 203-577 (124 amino acids)
Source: RefSeq, a predicted model, not a curated record